Molecule: messenger RNA, 2423 nt
Organism: Drosophila subpulchrella
Lineage: Eukaryota; Metazoa; Arthropoda; Insecta; Diptera; Drosophilidae
Gene: Plzf
Product: zinc finger protein 585B
Exons: 2
Coding region: 88-1503 (471 amino acids)
Biological process (GO): regulation of cytokine production; regulation of immune system process; negative regulation of transcription by RNA polymerase II
Molecular function (GO): protein binding
Source: RefSeq, a predicted model, not a curated record
GGUCCUACUUUGUAACAGCUGUUUUGGCGUCCUACCCCAAAAUAUUUUGUUUUGAUCGCGGUUUUACACGAUAUCCAAGCACGAGAAAUGCUGCACUCACAGGCGAUGCAAACAAUACCCACUCUUCAUCAGCCGCUGCACUCCAAGGUGUCGAACUACCUAAACAACCAGCGGAGAACCGGACAAUUCUGUGACCUUCUCCUGGAACUGGAUUCGGAUGAUACCCUGAGCCUGAGUGUCCAUUUCUGCGUGCUGGCCGCCCAGAGCCAGUUGAUAAACACCAACCAGAAGCAGCAGCAGUUCUCCAUUCACAAUCCCCUGAAGAUCACCAUCCGAGAUUUCAGCUGCUCCCAAUGCCUGCAUACAAUUGUGGACUUUUUCUACGAGGACAUCAUGUCCGUUUCCAAGGAGCAUGAGCCACACUUUCGGCAAUUGGCGCAAAUCCUGGCUGUCACUGAACUGCUGAACCUCUACCAAUUGCAGCCCUUGGGCGAGGUGAAGGAAACAUCAGAGGAUACGACCCCUGGAGAGGGGGAACCAAAUCCAGAGCCAGCUACGAAAGCGGAGGAUGUGUUUGAGAACCGACAGAGUUACUUUAAGUUAAAGAACCCGAGGGCCGUAAAGUCCAGCAGCAAGGUGAACUACUGCAUUGGCUGUGACUACAAGUGCUACCAAGUGCAGAAGAUGAUCGAGCACAUGGGCAGCUGUGAGCCCUCUCACUUGACCUGCUCCCUUUGCGAGGUGGGCUUCCUGGACUGGCGGGAAUACGACACGCAUCUUCGCAGGCACUCCGGUGACCUACGCAAGCCCUUCUUUUGUCUGCAGUGCGGCAUACGCUUCACCACUCGAGCUGCCCUGCUCGUCCACCAGCCCAAGCACUCCACGGAAACACCUCACAUCUGCCCUCAUUGCGGCAAGGGCUUCAAGUGGAAACAGGGGCUGAGCAACCACAUCCUGGUCCACAAUCCCGAGAAGCAGAUGCUAUGCGACGUCUGCGGCUACAGCACCACCCACAUGAAGGCCCUCAAGUCCCACAAACUCCUCCACACCGGAGAAUUCUUCGCUUGCACUGUUUCGGGCUGCAAGCAUCGGGCCAAUCGGAAGGAAAACCUCAAGCUGCACAUUGAAACCCACAAACAGGGAAGGGAUUUCAUCUGUGAGAUCUGCGGGUGCAAGUUCAGCCAAAGCAAGAACCUCAAGCGUCAUGCAUUAAAGCACACCGAGAACGGUCCGAAUCGGUACAAAUGCCAGCUGUGUCGAUUUAGUAGUCAUCGUUCGGACAAAAUGAAGGAGCACGUUCAGCGGGUUCACACGGAAAAGGCGGUGCAGUUGGAGCUCUCGGAGACGGUGGACAGUUCCUUUCCCGAUGACUUCGAUUUACCCGUGAUAGAGACUUACUCGGCGCCCAACAAGAAACCCAAGGAAGUCAAGAGCAAGACAAAAAGGGAUACGAAUCCUGAUAAGCGACUGAAAACUCUACUACCCAAGGAGACUGUUAAAUAGGAAUAAAAUAUAAGGUUUCUCUGAAAUCUUUAAAGAAACAAAUUUUUGAAAACCGAAAAAAAAUCCAUCAGAAUCAUUUAUGCUAGCUACCAAAAGAGUAAAAACUUACAAGUGGCUCAUUUUAUGAUAGCGGAAGAAGCAAUCUAUAAACUUGGUAAACAAGAUUACAGAAAACGGAUCAUAAAAGAAACCGGUAUACAAUUUAAUGUUAUCACACAUUGAAUGGAAGGUCUUUAAAAUAGUCCGUUACGAUACAACCAAAACGUAUUUAUAAUGGUCAGUUUUCCUUGGAGCUAAUAGAAAAAUAUUCAAGAAAAUUCGUAAAUGAUUUUUACCAAUGAAUAGUAAACAAAGUUGUGAUAUAUUGUGAAAGGUUAUUGAACAACAUUGUUAAGGCCGUUCUAUUUCUAUCUUAUCUCAGAAUGUGAUUACAAUCUAUUGCGUCGUUUCCAGAGUAAAUUUCGGAACGAAUACCUCCCAAAUCACUAACCAAAACGAUAGUUAGCACCUUAUCACUGCCAGAACGCUGCUUAACAUCUGUUUUUCCUUUUUAUAUAAAACCCACUAAACCAAAACAAACUGAAAGCUUUUCGCUUUUUAGAAAUAAACAAAUGCGAUACAGGUGGGAGGGAACUAGGUCAGCCGAUCAGGUUCUAGUGCACCCAAAUAAAAAUGUACAUAUUAAUGGUGACACUUGAAUACAUUUUAUUGUGGGUUUCACUAUUUUUAAUUUAAUUAAAAAUAUGCCAUCGAUUUAGAAGAAGUUUCCAGAAGUAAUCACCUAAAAUAUUUGUUUUCUCAUGGAAAAAGGAGAAAUUCGGAGCAGUGUAGUGGCCGAUCAUCCAGAACUCGUGUUGCAUUUAAUUCUAUAUUUAUAAUGUGGAGAAAUAAAUGCUGGGUAAAUGCACUUUGGGGGUCGU